Gryllus bimaculatus (two-spotted cricket) is the source of this 4430-nucleotide messenger RNA. Lineage: Eukaryota; Metazoa; Arthropoda; Insecta; Orthoptera; Gryllidae. The record is from the annotation of a GenBank genome assembly.
GAAGUAAUGAAUGCCACAGUUCUUAAACACCGCCCACAGAAGAAAGGGUUUGAAACUUCCUUAAAAUUUAUUUAUUCUGAGUAUUGGCUUAGAAUACUGCACGAGACUACAAAUGAAAUAAUAUUGUCAAAAUCUCUUUGAAUACAUUGUAUUUUGAUGUGAAGAUCGUUCUCACUUUUAAUUAUUGAAUGAUAUGUGGAUGUAUAUUCUUUCACAUUAUAAGAUCUGGUUUCGAGAUUUACAGCACAUAUCCGCCAUAUUGUCGGAAACUUGUGACUUUUUUCGCUCCGGUGCUGAUCCAUUGAACAUAAUGUUGAAGGCAAAUAUUUUUGUAUGAGUGGGGAACGGAGGUUAUACUGACAGAAAACAGAAGUGUGAGUUCGAUCGAUCAACAGUUAACAUGGUAAAUAUUCAUUACAAAUAGGAAAAUAUUGUAUUACCUAAGCACAAUUCAUAAACACACGCCCGUAAAUGUGGACCUAACCUCUCUGGAUUGUUUUGGUAUGCGAUUCAAUUGUGUAUAGUUAUUUUAACGUGUAAUUAUGUAUGUGGUUGCUGUUUGACAACAGUGUGUGAUAUCUGAUGAGUGAUAAAUGCUCGAAUAUGCAUAAUAAUGUGAACAAUUAUGUUUGACAAACUACAAUGUCCGCUUGGAAAUCAUCUGUGAUGCAAUGAGAAAAAGACACAGAAAUCGUUUUAGUGGUGUACCUCAGCCAAGGAGUUAUACAACUGUUGUUUGAAGAAUAAACAUUCAGAAUGACAAUCGGCACCAGAAGAUGGAUGACGAGUAUGCAAUUCUUCCGAAAUAUCUAUCGUUAAACAUUGUAUCUGACAAUAUCAUCACUGACAGCUCGUGUGAGGAAUAGCAUUGAAGUAUUUGGUGUCGAACUAAUGAGUUUCUUUGGAUUUGGACAGAGUGCUGAAAUUGAUAUAGUAUUAGAUGGAACUGAUGGCAGAAAAAAGGCAGAUAUUAAAACAGAAGAAGGGAAGAAAGAAAGACAUUUGCUUUACUAUGAUGGUGAAACUGUAGCAGGCAAGGUUAAUGUUACAUUGAAGAAACCUGGCUCGAAACUUGAACAUCAAGGGGUGAAAAUUGAGUUUGUGGGUCAGAUUGAACUCUAUUAUGACAGAGGGAACCAACAUGAAUUUACGUCUCUUGUAAAAGAAUUAGCACGGCCAGGAGAAUUGGUUCAAAACACAUCAUAUCCUUUUGAGUUUUCAAACGUGGAAAAGCCAUUUGAAUCUUAUACAGGAUCAAAUGUGAGAUUAAGGUAUUUUUUGCGAGUCACAAUUGUUCGUCGCUUAUCAGAUAUUGUGAAGGAAAUGGACAUUGUUGUGCAUACCCUUUCUUCUUACCCAGAUAUGAAUAAUAGCAUCAAAAUGGAAGUUGGCAUUGAAGAUUGUUUACAUAUAGAGUUCGAAUACAAUAAGUCAAAGUAUCAUCUUAAAGAUGUCAUAGUUGGGAAGAUUUAUUUUCUUCUUGUACGAAUUAAAAUUAAACAUAUGGAGAUAGCAAUAAUUAAGAGAGAAACCACUGGAUCUGGCCCCAACACUUUCACAGAAAAUGAAACAAUCGCAAAAUAUGAAAUAAUGGAUGGUGCUCCUGUCCGCGGAGAAAGCAUCCCAAUAAGGGUCUUCCUUGCUGGGUAUGACCUCACUCCCACAAUGAGAGAUAUAAAUAAGAAGUUUUCUGUUCGUUAUUACCUCAAUCUUGUCCUAAUGGAUGAGGAAGAUCGUCGCUACUUCAAGCAACAGGAAAUAACUCUGUGGCGAAAAGGGGAAAAAACUCGAAAGAAUUUACAAACUUCGUCCAGCACAUCUCCACAAAUGCCACACCUAGUCCAGGGAGGGGAUGGACCUCAUAACCAUCAUGAUGUAAAUGCUCCACAUGCCAUAGAAGAUAUGAAGAGAGAGGAUGAGGAAGAUAAAUUAGUGGGAGGCGGAGAUGGUAGUGUGAGAAAAAAGCAAGUCAGUGAAGCAGAUCAAGGGAAUGAGUGACCAGUUGGAAUGCAGAACACCUGAAGACAUCCAAAAUCAUUCUGUUGUGAGUGACAGGUAAAAGUCUUGCAUUUGGCUUCAUUCUUAUUCCUCUUGUUCCUUUACUUGCAAGCACAAAUGUGUCAUUUUUGAAUAUGAAUACAUUGAAUUAUGGAGAAAGUAUUUGUUUUUGAAAAAGAUCAGGUCAAUUUAUGAUUUAAUGACUUAUUUUCUGUUUGAAAUAAGUAGAUUCUAUUGACCAUAGUUCUAAGACCAUAUUUAAUACCAUCUUGAAUAAAUAGAACCUUUAUUCAUUAUCACAGUAUCCUGAAAUUUGCUGUAUUUCAUCUCCAUUUCUUACCUUGCAAAUGUAGAAAGAAUAUGCAAGUGUACAAUGAGGAUGAUAUUUGUAGUCUCGUUAUUAUAUCCAGAAUGAAGCCAAUUUGCAACUUCUCAUCCUUGAAUGCAAAGCAAAAGAUGGUUUGAAUAAUUGUUUCAUAGAAAGCUACUUACUGAAUGGUAGCUCUAUGAUGUGAUGAGAUGAAUUUUUAAUAACUGCUCUGUAGUUAAGAUCAUUGGCAUAUUUGAUAGUUUUUUAAAUAGAACCUUCUUUACUCAUGAGUUACUAUACUUUGAUAAAUAUGUGUAUGUAUAUAUGUAAAAAACUGCAAAUAUUAGUUAUUGAUGUAACAGAUUUAUGUAUGAUCUGAUGCAAUAUUCUUAAAUGCAGAACCAAAGGGCUUAAUUUUGAUAUCCAAGAGGCUGAAUUAAUUAUGGAAUGAAUGUGAGUUGGUAGAUAUGAUGCCGUAAUGGGGGCUUAUGUUUGUAUAUUAUGUAUCACUUGAUUUAUACUGGUAUUGUAUUGUUGUGUAUUUUUUAUCAUAAACCAGGUAUGAUCAAUUAUAUUCAUGAAGUAGUUCAUCAAAUGCAAUAAAUACUUCAUUUUCCACAUACAGCCUUAUGAUGAAUACUAUUUAUUCUUGUUAAUAUUGUUUAAGCCAGAUAUUUAAUUUGUCUAAACACUUGUACAAUGAAAUUUUGUCUUAAAAAUGGAGCAGUUGGGAAGUAUAUAGUCAAUGUUCCUAAAAAGAAUAUUACUAUGUUGAGUGAAGUGCAAUCUUUGUCUGAAAGGUGGAGUAUAGUUUCUUCAUAUUAUAUAAAUAAAUUGUUGCCUUGUUACUCAGAUUUUCUGAAUUUUUGUGCAUGAAGUCAAGAAAAUUGCAUUGCUCAUUAUUCUUUAAUCCCAAUGUGUUGAGCCACAUUUCAUACAGAAAAAGGUGAUAGAAGUUGGUUCAGGUGAUAUUCAACUUCUUGCAAGAUCUGAUAGUUUGAGCUUGGUUUAAUGAUUUGGAGUGGCAUCAUCUGUUCUUGGCUAAAAAUUUCUUAGUCUCUUUAAAUAAUUCAUGUCUAAAAUAUUCCAAAUUCAUAAACAUUCAAUGUAUUUGGUGUUUUAUGUUCUAAAUGGAAAUCAAAUUUUGUAAUAUGUUUAGGAAAAGAAUUAUAAAACAUUCUGAAUCAGUAUUGAAAUAUUUUUUCAUUAGUUUUUAAAGACACUCUGACUUUAGGAAUGAGAAAUGGAGUUGCACAGUUUUUCAUAUGGGCUAACUUAUUGGAAUAAGUAUUGUGUGAAUAUUCUUUGCAAAAAAGCAAUGCACUUCCUUUUUUGUGCCAUUGUUCACAGAAAAAAUGUUUUUUUUAGUGCUUUAGAGUUGGUAUCUAUUAUACUAAUUAAAGGCACGCCUUCGAGUUGCAAUGGAAAUCCAUGUCUUCCUGAGACAGGUGAGAUGUACUUUUAUUUCUGGUAUGUCCUCUUAUUGAACACAUGCCAAGCAAUUUCUAAUAAAGAAAUUGCUAUAAAUUCAACAGUGAUUCACAUCAUUACAUAUAAUUUUAGACUUUAAAUAAAAUUUGGAUGUAUGUUCUAAUAAAUUUGAAUGGUUGCUCCAAAAUAUUUGAACCAAUACAUAUCUGCAUUAAUUCAGUAUUCCAGGUGAGCAACACAUACAAUUUGGGAGGAAGUGGAUGGGUAUCACAGUCUACAAAAAUCUAUUUAGGGCUUAAAAAUUUAUUUCAAAAUUAUUUGUGACUAUAUAUUAUGUAAAUAAAAUAUGCAAUGCAUAUAAGUUAUGAUGUAUUAAUUCAAUAGAAAAGGAAAACCUGGAAAAUUGAACCACAUUUUCACUGGUAAAAAUUCUCUGGAAAUUAAUGAAAUUCUGUAUUUUUAUUACAAUAAUUACCCUUUGGGACAUUUCACUUGUGCAAGUCAAAAAAGAGUCUCCUUUCCUAUGAAAACAAUCAACAUCUGAAUCUUUGUAGAAUGUACAGCAAGCAAACCAUAACAUGCAGAAUGUUACAGGUUUACAAUAUUUACACAAUUUGAUAUUAAUUUCAUGUGAACAGUUUUGUAGUUGUCUCUUUUUGAAGAGUUCAUGCUAAUAUAAAUUUGAAUUGGC